Molecule: messenger RNA, 10348 nt
Organism: Toxotes jaculatrix (banded archerfish)
Lineage: Eukaryota; Metazoa; Chordata; Actinopteri; Toxotidae
Product: helicase with zinc finger domain 2-like
Exons: 20
Coding region: 408-9125 (2905 amino acids)
Molecular function (GO): RNA binding; RNA nuclease activity; ATP hydrolysis activity
Source: RefSeq, a predicted model, not a curated record
GCUCUGCCCCGGUUCAGGGAGGGGUUAUAUUUACGUCCCGUCAAAACUAAGAACUCACACACUGCUCUGUGCGUUCGAGCCGAUUAAUCAAAGAACACGGAGUACCUGUCCGCGAUAUUAGUCUGUAUGAAGACCAGUCUAUCUGACGACACAUUCAAGUAAAGUUUGGACAUUUCUCAGACUUCAUUAGGUUAACCCAGCCAGUGAUGUCUUAGUCCCUUAGACAAUCAGACUUGCAACUAAAUCUGGGUCUAUUGUGACUGAGUGCAACCAGAAAACGCAUGUGAAAACACAGUCCCACUUUUUUUAGCUGAGUUGCUCAAACUCUGAAAACAUUCCAAAAAUCUGCCGGGUCAUUAAACUUUUUUUCAUUCAGUUGCUGACUUCAGCAUUAUGAAUGUAUCACAAUGUCAGCUGGUGAGUCCAGACUGGCUCCUCUCUCAUCAACCCAUGAUCUCAAACUUGCAUGCUCUCAGUGCUCAGUCAAGAAGAAUGAAAUUACAUAUACAUUAAAAUCAGUCCAGCACAAGUGUGCACAUGACCUCCUGCUGUGCAAAGCCAGAGGUGGCAGCAAAUGGAGGCCUGUUAGUAGACGGCCCCCAUUUCCAAACCCCAGUCAGUAUGUGGUAUGCCGCUUCUUUGUGGAGGGUUUUGGUUGCACAAACCACAAGAACCGGUGCACCUUUGCAAGAAGUGAUGAGGAAGCUGCAGUGUGGAACUUUGUAAAGCGUCACGGAUUAGACCACAUGUUUCUCUGUAAUCUUUUAUUUCAGUCUGAGAGAGCAUCUGAUCAGCCUGAUAACUCUCAACCUCUGGGCGACCUCUUGGCAGCACUAGAUUUGAAGGUUGUCUGUGAUCUGUGCUCUGUCAAGGACAAAGAAAUUACAUACACAGUUAAGUCAGUUUGUCACAAGUGCAGAAGAAAUCUGCUUUUAGUCAAAGCCAAAGCCUCUGAGCAGUGGAGGCCUGUCUCUGAGCGGCCUAUAUCUGGAAACUUUGGUCGAAAUGUCCUUUACCAAGUGUGCAACUUCUUUGUUGAGGGUUCUGGGUGUACAACCCAUGGACAGGGUUGCACUUAUGCCAGAAGCUACGAGGAGGCCAUUGUAUGGAACUAUUUAAGAGACAAAAAAAUAGAUAAAGACAAGUUAAUCACACUUGUAAUGGAGUCUGAACCCAUUUUGUCAACACCAGAAAGAGCAGCUGAAAGCAUUCUGCAGCAGUUUUCAGGUGAAUUCAUUGAGUUGUGUAAAGCCUGCUUUCAUGGUCGUCCAUCAAAACUAACAACCAAAAGGUGGAAUGCAACUUGCUCAGCAGAUGAAGCACACAACUGGGACCCAGUCUUAGUUUAUCACCUAUCAGAGAAGAAUACAAAGGACAUCUACAGCCAAGUGCGUCCUCUUCCAGUUAACUGUCAGUUUAAGUACUGCACUUAUGUCAGCCAAGGCAAGCCGUGCUGGCAUGAGGCCGGCAAGUGCCAGUCCGCCCAAAGUGAGGUGGAGAUGGUGGUCUGGAAAGCGGAGCACAGUGGGCUCUCUGUCCGGCCUCAUCUCCUUCAGUUGAGCCAGCGGGAGCAGUCACAACCCAGACAAGUCACCAUAUACUGCAAAGUUUGCGUCCUGACCCUGUCCUCCCCAGAGAGCUUCUAUAAGCACUGCUCAUCUUUGGAUCACGCCCGUUUGCUGUCUGAGGACACCACCACCAAGUGGAAAGGACGGCAGCCUCCACACAACUGCCGAGCUAAGUUUUGGCUAUGUGAGAGACCACAAACUUGUGAGUACGGCAUCAACUGCCAAAAAGCUCAUUCUGUGGCAGAACUGCAGGAGUGGAUGAUGCGUGCUGAAGAAGAGAAGCAGAUCAGGCAUAACAUUGAAGCCCAGGGUCUGAUGUCCUACAAUGAAAGGCUCUUGGAGGAAUACAAAGCCAGCAGCAACGAAGUGAACAUUGUAUCUGAACAAGUUGAUGAUGUCAGCAUUUCUUGUGAUGGGGAUUUAACUGUGAAGUGUGAACAGACAGAAGCAACAGUAAAAUGGAACUUCCAAAUUGAAACAGAGAGACGACUUAUGCACGUGGCACUGCUGAAACAAGAACCAGGAGCUUUGUUCACCCUUGGCGACAUCAGUUCUGUGCCCUGCAUCUACUCCUCAGGUGAACACUUCAUUAGUGAAGAUGUGAUCUAUGACAUCACUGUGUCCUUCACAUCUGCCAACCCAGGCUUGUAUGAACAGUGGUUAGUGCUAGAUUUUGGCAUGAGACCAGUGCUCUUGAAGAAACUAAGAGUAAGAGUAGGCCAAAAGGAUGGAUUACUGGAUGACACUGAACAACUACCUGUGAACCAUGGAGCCACCUAUCAAAGUGUUGAGCGCUGGCAUCGAGGGAACAGGGUUAUUAUCCCAUGUUUGACCAGGACAGAAGAACAGGAAGAGCUGUUAAAGCAGUACAAGCCUCCUCAGAUUAGCUUACUGUAUAAGUCCUCGCACAACAGCCCAGCACCUCUGAACAAUGAGAACUACAAAGAGAGAAUGCAUCAUUUCCUGUACAAUGAGGAAUGCGCAGAGGACCAGGUUGUUUCAAGACUAAAUGUUUGUGGAGAAAUUACAACACUGGAUACCUUGCCCAGUACACAGUUUGGCACGAUGAUUGCUCCUCCGGGAGAACUAUUCUGUGCUGUCUCAGUUCCUUGUAAACUCACACCAGACACCCCUGAGGGACUGGUACUAAAACGAAGCAUCCAGUCUGGCCUUAUAGCCCCGUUAUCUUCAACUGGUCAAAACUCCAAGGUCUAUGAAGCCAUCAUUUUGCAGUACAGAACAAGUGAGAACAAAAUGUAUUUGCAACUGUCUAAAAAAUGUUGCUCUGAUCUUAAACUCAAAAGCAAUGAAACAUACCGAAUGGAGGUGCAGUUUCAGCUGAACCGCCACAGCUUCUGCACCAUGCACAAGGCCGUAGAUCUCCUUCCUGAUACAAACAGAGUGCUACCAGACCUUAAAAACAGUGGAGUUCCUGUGAAUAACAUCCGCUAUGAGAACCUGAAUGCAAAGCAACAGUCAGCAGUUGACUUCAUUAUGGGAAACUCCAAUGUCCAAAAAUUUGUGGCACCACUUCUCAUUUAUGGACCAUUUGGAACUGGGAAAACAUUCACCCUUGCUACAGCAGCCAGAGAGCUUUCUAAGCAGCCUCACAACAAAGUGCUAAUCUGCACCCACACCAACAGUUCUGCAGAUCUGUACAUCAGAGAACAUUUCCAUCCAUUCAUCGACAAGAAAAAUGAUGGAAUAAGGCCAAUUCGAAUAAAAGCAAACAAACAAGGGAGCGCUUUGCUGGCCACAGAUCCGAUUACUUUGAAAUACUGUUUACUUUCAAAAGAUGGACAGCAUUUUCUACCACCUACAAAAGCAGCCCUAGAUUGCCACACAGUUGUCAUAACUACCACAACAAUGGCGAGACAUUUUCAGGACCUAAAGCUCCCAGAGGGAUACUUCACCCACAUUCUAAUAGACGAAGCCUCUCAGAUGCUAGAAUGUGAAGCCUUGAUGGCCCUUGGUUUUGCUGGGCCAAACACCAGAGUUGUUUUAGCUGGAGAUCACAUGCAAAUGGGACCUAAGCUGUUCUCAGUGGACGAUCAUCACCGUUCAAAUCACACACUUCUUAAUCGCUUGUUUCACUACUAUCAAGGCCAAAAGUGUGAUGCUGCCCAGAAGAGCAGAAUCAUUUUCAGUGAAAACUACCGCUCAACCAAAGAAAUUGUGGAGUUUGUAUCCACCCAUUUUUACAUUGGAAAUAAUGAUGUUAUCAAAGCUACUGGAAAUGUUCCAGCACCUGCCAAUGGUCAUGCCCUAAAGCUUAAUCAUGUUAGGGGAGAGUGUCUUUUGGACACAGUGUCUAUGUCUUGGUAUAACAAAGAAGAGGUUGCCAAAGUGGUUGAAGCAGUGAAAGAAGUUCUCAAUCACUGGCCAUUGACCUGGGGGUCCAAGGACCAAACCUCAAUCUGCGUUCUAUCAGAGGGCUGUCAGGUUCAGAAGAUUAGGACAGCACUUUCGAGAAAAGGCCUUGCUAAAGUCCAUGUUGAGAAUCUAGCAAAUGUGCAAGGAAAACAGUUCAGGGCAGUCAUAAUGACGGCUGUACAAACACGUGACAGUCUAAAAGCAUCUCACGUCACUGGUCUGGAGCUGUUCAAUGAUGCCUGUGUGUUAAACACUGCGAUGACGAGGGCUCAGUCCCAGGUGGUUGUGGUUGGAGAUGCUGCUGCUCUCUGUUGCUUUGGUAAAUGCUCAGGAAUCUGGAAGAACUACAUAGACCACUGCAUCAGCAAUAACAGCACUGCACCACAGCAUUUCACCAAAGAUUUCUUUGAAAAAGAUGUUAUGGAAACUAUGAGGUUUCAGAAACCUGAACAUGUGGAUGAGAGCAACACUCUCAGUGAUGCAAUUCUUCAAGAGUUGAAAGAUGAAUAUGAGCAGCUCCAAACAGAAUAUAAUUCCAGUAACUACAGUCAGGAACUUGAAGGCUUCGCUCACAAGUCAAGACCAUCAGACAAAAUCACUGAUGAUAACAAAGACCUUUUGGAGUUACGUGAAAAACAACCAGAGAUGUACAAGCAAGGAAAAUUGGUCAGGGAGUCAUAUAACAGAGGGUACGUCAUACCCUUUGAUAAUCCCGCCAGACGUAUAAGCAUCAAGGGAAGGGCAAACCUGGGUAAGACCUUUACUGGAGAUGAAGUGGUCUUACAAACAGCAAAGGUUGUCGGCAUCACCAGGGAAGCUGAAUCAGCCCGUGUACUUGUGUGUCUGCUUGAGGAUGAGGAUCACAGCAAACCAAAACCAAUUUCUGAAGACAAUUUUGUCAGAAGGAUGAUGAUACCCAUUACAAAAUCUGAACCCAAAGUACGCAUACUGAUCAGCAAGAAAAAACGUAACUUCAUUCCAAUAUGGGAGCAAAUAGAUGGACAGUGGAUGAUUGCCACAUAUGAACAUCUUAAUGAGAAGCUGAAGCAUAACAGUGUAUUUAUAGUGCAAGUUAUUGGAUGGAAAGAAAAUUGUUCCUUUCCAUUAGGGAAAAUCAUAGAUAUUCUUCCAGUUGGAAGAUCGCUGGGUGAUGGACUAAGGAUCCUAAAUGAAGAAUUCAGAGUUACACCCAAUAUGGAUAAAUCAGAUGAGGGAAUCUCAUGGGCAGAUGAAGAUGUGACACAGAGGCAGGAUAUACGUGAUGUAAUCACUUUCACUGUUGAUCCAAAAGGAGCAGAAGACUUAGAUGACGCCAUCAGUGUCAGGGACAUUGGAGACGAAUUUGAGCUGGGAGUCCAUAUUGCAGAUGUGGCAAGCUUUGUGAAUCCAGGUGGUAAACUAGAUGAGGACGCAAAACAACGAGGGGUUACGUAUUACUGCAGCAGGGGAAAACCCAUUCAUAUGUUCCCCAAACACUUGAGCACUGGAUGCCUCAGUCUUCUGUUGGGUCAAGAUCGCAGGGUAGUUUCUCUAAUGUUCAAAGUAAACAAGCAAACAAAUGAGAUUGUUGAAAAGCCCAAAUUCCAGCUGUCACUAAUCAGGUCUGAUAAGCAGUUGACUUAUGAAGACGCAGAGAAAAUGAUCUCCCAGAGAUGUGGACAGAGACCUACAUUUGACACAGUUGAAGACUGUGUCGCAGUAGCUUACUGUUUCGCAAAAGCUCAAAGAAAGAUCAGACUUGUGGAUUGGGCUUAUUCUCAAACUGAUGCUGAGAGGUUGCCUGGAAAGCGCAAAGCCCAUCUGAUGAUUGAAGAGCUGAGUGUGUUAUUCAACACACUUGCAUCUGAGACCUUGAUUGGUUCAGAAAAAACCAUGUAUCGCACACCUCUUCGCUGUCAGGAAAAACCAAGUCCUGAAAAGGUGGAAGAAUUCAAGAAACAAUGCGGAGCAUUCAUACCUCUGUCUUUUCAUGUGGGGCUUAAAGUUGAACAUGAUGAUCAAGCCCCAAACUGUGAAAACUUCCGCAUCCUCACAGAGGUAUGGAAAGAUAUCCAGUCAGCUGCCAGAACCAAUGAUAUAGACAAAAUGGUCGACCUGAUUGCAGCAGAUGACAUCCACCCUCAGCUCCAGCCAGUCGCUGAUCAGUUCAGAAGGUGCUCUAGUAAAGCUUAUGUCAUCCGUUCCAAGUCCUCUCCCAAAGCAGAGGUUGGGCAUUAUUCUCUGAAUGUAGAAUCUUACACACAAGCAUCCUCACCGAUUCGGCGGUACAUGGAUAUUGUCUUGCAGAGACUUUUGCACGCUGUCAUAUGUCACAGGGGUGUACAGUACACUCAAUCACAGAUUACAGCUUUGUGUAAUCAAUUUGAGGACAACUUCAGGGAUGCCAAGGAAUAUGAACAAAAGGCUGAGCAGAUCUCCUAUGCAGUGAGCAUGACAAAACAAAGUGCUUCAAAGCUAGCCUUUGUUGUUAGUGCUGAUCCUGACAGAGAAAGUUUUGCAGUGUCAUUUCCUUUUAACAAGAACAUAUUAGCAGGGAAUUCAUCAAUCAUGUACAAAGAUUUACAAUUAGAGGACCAACCAUUUUAUGAUGAGAAAAAUCACUGCAUCACUCUCAAAUGGAAAAGGCGGAUAUAUGCUGCUGACACCAUGCAAAUUCACCAAGAGUUGAAAAUGAUGUCGGACUGUGGUCCCUGUAUUGAGCUUCCACUGACAUUAUGGAAAGCCACCAUUGAAGCAAUUCAUGAAGAAAAAUGGGAUCAUGCAAUAUCUCUCAUAAUGAACGCUAAGGCAAAGCACCUGGAAAAACAAAAUGUUCCGCCACAAUCACCUGAGGUGGAUCAUUCUGAGACUAACACAAGUACCUCUGAGCAGGUCACAGAGGUACAAAGGGAGCAUGAAGUUGACAUCAGCAUCCAGUUGCAGCCAGGUGACACACUUCAGAUCCAAAUGACAUCAGAGAUAAAAAGAGGUUAUUGCAUACCUGCGGUUCAGUUGGUGCACAUCAAACCAAGGUUUGAGAUUUGUGUGGAACAUGUCCACAGCCCUAUAACAUGCUUCUCCAGAUCUGCAGAUGAUCCAUCAAGGGUUCAUUAUAGGGACACCAAGGAGUAUAUACAGAUCUGGAAACCACUGUGUGAGAUGGAAUCUGCUGCCACUGCAGUGGAUGAAAGUGACAGCAUAGUCAUUGAGAACCUGGUGGUAAACUUCAGUCAAGAGCGAGAAGGCACACUAGCAGGAAGCUUCUUCUUACCUCAGAAAUGGAUCGAUGAAUGGGCCAUUGAAUGCAACCUUUCAAAGUGCUUACUGUGCAUAAGAAAAAGAGGUCUGAAGCUAACUUCAUCUCUGGAACAUAACACACUGGUGGAUCCCAGAGAGUUCACAUGGGUAGCCCAUGGUGUCACAAACAAAGUAGAAGAACAGAAAAACUCAAACAAAGGAAGUAACGUGGAGUUCUAUGUCAGUCACCUGCCGAUGGAAACCAUUCCUGAUUGUGUCUAUCAGAAAAACACACACUUCACUGUUGAAAUAAUCCCAAAGCUCCUGCCUGACAUCCGGAAAGAAAAUGCUGUGGUCAGCAUUACCUCUGCAUGUGAUCUUGUCAAGAGUAUAGCACUUGGACAACGCAUUCCAAAAGAAGUGAAAGCAACCUGGAACAUCGUGAGGAAAGACCUAACACACGCUCUGCCAGUCCUUAACCUGAGUCAGCGUCAUGCUGUGGAUAAAGCUCUUAAUGAUACCUUCACACUAAUACAGGGCCCACCUGGAACUGGAAAGACAGUAGUAGGUGUGUACAUAGUCUACUGUCUGUUUGAGCUGAACUCCAAGAACCGAAGGAAAUGUGAUGAUCCAAAGGAUGAGAACAAGAAGCAAGUUAUUCUCUACUGUGGCCCGUCCAACAAGUCUGUUGAUGUUGUUGCAGAGUACCUGCUGAGGUUUGGGGACAGCCUGAAACCCCUCAGGGUCUACAGCCAACAGGUGGAGAUGCUUGAUUACCCUUAUCCAGACUGCACCCUUCAGUUUUCCCGGAGGACGCUCCGCCAAGAUCGUUCCAAACCAGAACUCAGGAGCAUCACUCUGCAUCACCGCAUGCGAAUGAGCCAAAAUCCUCAUUCAAGUCAAAUAAAAGAUUUUGACAAACGCAUUCAGCUUGCCCUUGAGAAAAAAGGAGAAGAGCUGACUGCUCAGGAGGUGAAAGACUACAAAAAACUUCUCAGAGAUGCUCGGACAUAUGAGCUUCAACGGCAUGACAUCAUAUUGUGCACAUGCACACAGUCUUCCACUCCAAGCUUGACUAAGACUGUCAGUGCACGUCAGAUCCUCAUUGAUGAAUGUGGAAUGGCCACUGAACCCCAGGCCCUGAUUCCAUUAGUCUGCAACAAACCAGAAAAGAUUAUUUUGAUCGGUGACCACAAACAGUUACGGCCCAUUGUGAAGAAUGAGCGUGUGAGGAGGCUGGGGAUGGCAAAGUCUCUGUUUGAACGGUACUAUACAAUCCAUGAGAACAGAGCAGUGAUGCUGGACACCCAGUACAGAAUGCAUGAGGACAUAUGUAAGUUCCCAUCCAAAGAAUAUUAUGAGGGAAAGCUGAAAACUGGGGUGGAGCAGCCGAGCAGUGUCCUGCAUAUUGAUGAGAAGACAAUGCCAGUCGUUUUUGGGAAUGUCAAAGGAAAGACCAUCAGUCUGGUUGUCAGUACAGCCAAGGGCAACGAGAACUCCAAAGCAAACCAGGAAGAGAGAAACAAAGUGAUUGGCAUUGCUGAGAAGCUGGUGAAGACUGCCAGAGUCGAACAGCAAAGUAUUGUGAUUCUGUCACCUUAUAAUGCCCAAGUAUCAGAAAUAAAACAGAAGCUGAAGGAGAAGAAAAUGGAGAAAAUCACUGUUACCACAAUCACUAAAAGCCAAGGAAGUGAGUGGCGUUAUGUCAUCAUAUCUACAGUGUGCUCUUUGCCAAGUGAAGAGAUUGAAAGUGAACCAGACAGAGCAUGGCUGUCCAAACAUCUGGGCUUUGUGGGUGAUCCCAACCAGAUAAAUGUAGGCAUCACCCGGGCCAAGGAGGGACUGUGCAUCAUUGGGGACCAAGAGUUGCUGAAGUGCAGUAAAGCUUGGAAAAAGCUGCUGGACCACUACAGGCUUCACCAAGCAGUGACAGAAGCAGAAAAGAUUUCAGUUCAUCGUGCCAGAUAGAUGAUCUUUUAUCUAUCCUUUUCUGAAGACUUAAUUUCUACAAGCAGCAGAUAAGAGCUGCCAGACUUCUGAAAUAUGUCUACAUGUUUUUGUUUUUUCUAUGAUGUCACUGUAACUGUAUGUGUUUUCUAGUUUUAUAUUUUGGAUUUAUAUUUUUGAUAUUGUACUUUAGACAGCUGUUAUGGUUGUGCUGUGAUUUACUUACCUUUGUCUUUAACAUGUACAGAUAUACAUCUGUAAAUAGGAAAUCCUACCACUUUUUAUAUAUACUAUAUAUAAAGCUAUAUACUUUUUAUUGUUUUGUGGUUUUAAAAAUGUUCAGCUCUUGUUGGGAUUCUUUAGUUUAUGCUCAGGUUUAGUUAACAUGUACAGAAUGACCACUGUAUGAAGUUGCCUUUAGUGGCAUUUUUCCUGUUUACUGAUGUGUAGGAGCCAUGAAUGUAUUAUGUAUAUUUUCUAUUAGUAGUAAGGUUAAGGGAUAUUGUUUGCUUGUUUGUUUUUUGUUUAUUAGGAUAUUGUUUAUGGGAUCCUGUUGAUUGGGGGAUAGCGGGCCACAUGGUUAUGGGCGUGUAUAUUAGUUGAUAUCACCUGUGGGUUUUUUUUGUUUGAGAGAGAGAGCGGGUGGGAUGCCAUACUUUUAGUUGACCGAUAAUUUUCUUUGAUCACUGAGAUUAUUUUUAGUUAUAUUUUAGAGCACGUUAUCAUGAGUUGAUAAUCUUUUGUUUGUUAAUAAACUGUUAAAUUUAGGUUUGAAGUCUCAGUGGAUUUUUUGUAGCACGUCAGACAAUAUGGCCCAUCCUUCUGUCUCUCAGCAACUCUUAGGACUGCAAAGUCGCUACAUGAUGAAUGAAUCAUUGUUUUCACUGCAGCUGCUGGCCUCAACACAUAAACUGUCUUACCAAUCAGUGAGCCCAGUGACUGGAUUUUUAUGUUUACCUUAUGUUUAACUAAGUCAUAAUAUGUUUUUGAUUUCUUUUAAUCAGGGGUUGAAUGACAGUAUAGCUGUAUACUACUGACGAUAAGUGAACUUCCCAGCUGCCUCAUAACUUUGUAUUGUGUGAUAUUUUCAUUGUGACACUUUUCUACAUUAAGUGAUUUUAGUAAACUUUCAAUUCAGUUCAAUUCAGUUUUAUUUAUAUAGUGCAUUCGACAAUCAAAAUUGUGAAAUUAAAUGUGUGUACCAAUGUGAAGAAAUAUUAAAAUGGAUGUAUUUAUGGUUUUAA